This is a messenger RNA of Erythranthe guttata (spotted monkey flower), 3015 nucleotides long. Its product is annotated as leucine-rich repeat receptor protein kinase HPCA1. NCBI's taxonomy places the organism in Eukaryota, Viridiplantae, Streptophyta, Magnoliopsida, Lamiales, Phrymaceae. The record is from RefSeq and is a predicted model, not a curated record. Gene Ontology annotation, biological process: protein phosphorylation. Gene Ontology annotation, molecular function: protein binding; protein kinase activity; ATP binding.
GUUGGCAACAAGUCACUCCUGUGAUAUAUGUGUUGAUUUCGAAGGUUUUCUCCAUACUCGUAAAUUUCGAACAUUUUUGAGAAGUUCAGAUUCGUUGAUACGUAUAAUUACGAAAAACGUGUAUGGUCGUUGAUUACUGAGUAAUGAUGAUUUGGAGAGUCCUUCUCUCUUUGCUGGUUGCUUUUAUCCAAGUUUUAGCUAUAGCUGCACUCACGAAUACCAACGAUUUUACUUCGUUAAAGGCGUUGAAAGAUACAUGGGGUAAUUACCCACCAAAUUGGAUCGGGUCCGAUCCUUGUGGCGAUGUUUGGGAUGGGAUUACCUGCAAGAACGACCGUGUUGUGUCCAUCACAUUAGCGAGUAUCGACUUGAGCGGUCAACUAUCGUCGGACAUUGCAGGAUUAACCGAGUUGCAGACACUGGACCUGUCAUAUAACAAACGUAUGACCGGACCUCUUCCUCCACAAAUCGGAAACGUGAACAAAUUAUCGAGCUUAAUACUCGUCGGUUGCGGAUUUUUCGGCCCCAUACCAGGCUCGAUAGGUUCCCUACAACAGCUCAGAUACUUGUCGCUUAACUCGAACAACUUCAUUGGUUCAAUACCACCUUCCAUCGGUAAUUUGACAAAUCUUUAUUGGCUAGAUUUAGCCGAUAAUAAGCUUACCGGAACAAUCCCUGUCUCUGAUGGAACCUCACCUGGUCUCGAUAUGCUCGUCAAUACAAAGCACUUCCAUUUCGGAAAGAAUCAGUUGUCCGGUGUAAUACCGCCCCAGCUGUUUCACUCAAAUUUGACUCUUAUACAUUUGCUUUUGGAAAACAAUCAGCUAACGGGAAGAAUCCCUUCUACAAUAGGGCUUGUAGAUAAACUUGAAGUUGUGCGGCUCGAUAGGAACCUACUGAGUGGACCAGUUCCCCCGAACCUCAACAACCUCGUUUCUGUCCAGGAGCUGUAUUUGUCAAAUAAUGCGCUGACCGGCUCCUUGCCGAACCUCACCGGCAUGAAUUUGCUCAACUAUGUGGACAUGAGCAAUAAUUCAUUCGAUGCAACGGAUAUUCCACCAUGGUUUUCAUCUUUGAUGAGCUUGACUUCACUAAUAAUGGAAAACACAGGAAUUCAAGGGCCGAUUCCCGUUUCUCUGUUUAGCCUUUUCCAGUUGCAAACUGUCACAUUGAAGAACAAUCGGAUCAACGGUACCUUAAACAUCGGCUCCACCUACAGUAACCAACUACAGAUCAUCGAUUUACAAAACAAUUUCAUCGAGGCCUUCACUCAACGAGCUGGUUUUAGUGUUCAAAUCAUACUUGUAGGAAACCCGAUAUGCAACGAAGGAGGAACCGAGAGUUACUGUAGCCUUCCUCAACCGUCUUCGAAUUCAUACUCGACGCCACCACAAAACUGCGUACCGUCCACUUGCUCUUCGGAAACCGUUUCAUCCCCGACUUGUAAAUGCGCUUACCCCUACUCAGGAACACUGGUUUUCCGGGCCCCAUCGUUUUCCAACUUCAGAAACGCAACCAUUUUCGCUUCUCUCGAAAGCAAAUUGAUGGUCACAUUUAGGUCCAACAGCCUCCCUGUAGACUCUGUUUCUUUAAGUAAUCCGACACGAAACACGGAUAAUUACCUGUCGCUUGAUCUGCAAGUCUUUCCAUCGGGCCUAGAUUUCUUCAACCGCACAGCGAUCACCGGGAUUGGAUUUACGCUGAGCAAUCAAACGUUCAAGCCUCCGCCUGAAUUCGGACCCUUCGUUUUCGAAGGCCGUAGCUAUCCACACUUUCAAGUGAUGGGUUCGAACAAGUCGUCAAACACGGGAGUUAUCAUCGGAGCGGCGGUCGGUGGUACUGUACUCUUCUUGUUGUUGGUUCUUGCAGGAGUUUACGCUAUUCGCCAGAGGAGACGAGCCGAUACAGCCGAUAGAAUGAACGAUCCUUUCGCAUUGUGGGACACGAAUACGACAAGCGGAUCAGUUCCGCAGCUGAAAGGAGUCAAAGCUUUCAAGUUCGAAGAACUUAAACGAAUCACUAAUAACUUUUCGGAAACCAAUGGGAUCGGGAGUGGCGGCUACGGAAGGGUAUAUAGAGGAACCCUUGCGAACGGACAAUUGGUUGCAAUUAAACGAGCCGUGCAAGGAUCUAUGCAGGGCGGUCUCGAGUUCAAAACCGAGAUCGAACUCCUCUCUAGGGUUCAUCACAAGAAUGUCGUCAGCCUCGUCGGUUUUUGUUUCGAUCACGGCGAACAAAUGCUCGUCUACGAGUUCAUUGCAAAUGGCACACUGAGCGAUAGUAUUUCAGGAAAAACGGGGAUCAGAUUAGAUUGGAUGAGGCGGCUUCGAAUUGCACACGGAGCAGCCAAAGGGUUACAAUAUCUGCAUGACGAGGCAGACCCUCCGAUCAUACACAGGGAUAUCAAAUCGAACAAUAUCUUAUUAGACGAACGCCUUACUGCCAAAGUAGCCGAUUUCGGCCUCUCUAAGCUUAUGGGUGAUUCCGAAAGGGGCCACGUCACUACUCAAGUUAAAGGCACAAUGGGAUAUUUGGAUCCGGAAUAUUACAUGACACAGCAACUGACGGAAAAGAGCGAUGUGUACAGCUUCGGGAUAUUGCUGCUCGAACUUUUGACAGCAAGGCUUCCGAUCGAAAACGGUAAGCAUAUUGUGAGAGAAGUGAGAUCCGUGAUGGAUACGUCGAAGAAUAUGUAUAACCUACAAGGGAUUCUAGACCCCGCGGUAGCUUCCGGAAUGUCGGCCAAGAGCGUCGAGAUGUUUGUGGAUUUGGCUUUGAGGUGCGUUCAAGAACUAGGGUCGAACCGGCCUUCGAUGAGUGAGGUGGUUAAGGAGAUUGAGAAUACGAUGGAGAUCGCGGGGAUCAACCCUAAUGCUGAGUCAGCACCGACUUCAUCGACUUACGAAGAUGCGAAUAAAGAUGGUAAGCAUCCUUAUAGUAAUGAGAACAUGUUUGCUUACAGUGGUGCUUAUCCUGCUGAUUCUAAAGGUUUCGAACCAAAGUAAAUGAUCUUUU